AUGCCGUCAUUCAUAAGGUGGCUAUCCCUUCUUUCAAUACAAUGGGCGAACUCUUCGUCAGGAAACGUCCUUAAGGCCGUCGCAGCUGAAAGCCCCGACAUCCUCCAAUUAGUCGACCCACUGAUCGGAUCCAACAAUGGGGGCAACGUCUUUGCCGGGGCUAGUCGCCCGUACGGCAUGGCGAAGCCCGUGGCCGAUGUGGAUGGGCAAAAUACCGGUGGCUUUUCCACGGAUGGAAGCAAGGUGACCGGAUUCUCUACGCUUCAUGACUCGGGGACAGGAGGCAAUCCGUCCUUGGGCAACUUCCCUCUGUUUCCCCAAUACUGCCCAGAGGAUGAGAUCAAUAACUGCCAGUUUCUGAAGACUGCGCGAGCUACCCACUAUGCGAACGACUCGGUCGUCGCUCGUCCGGGCUACUUCGCCCUGUCCUUGGAUGGCGGGAUUCGGGCUGAGAUGACAUCGACGGACCACGCGGCGCUCUAUCGGUUUGAAUUUCCCUCUGCUACGACUGCAAAUGGAUCGCAGCUACAUCCGUUGAUACUGCUUGAUUUGACGGAUCUGUGGGACAGCCGACAAAAUGCCUCGAUCAGUGUAGAUGCGGAGAAGGGUCAGAUCAAAACAAAUGGCACUUUCCUGCCUAGCUUCGGUGCCGGGUCCUACGUGUCUUAUUUCUGUGCGGAUUUCGUGGGGACGUCGGUCCAUGACGGUGGAAUUUGGGUUAACAACAGAGCAGGAACUGAAAGAACGGAGCUGUAUGUCACUCGAGGAUUCAAUAAUUUCUACCUCCAAGCCGGCGGCUUUCUUCGAUUACAGAGACCCGAGAAUGGCACAGUCAAUGUACGAGUCGGUGUGAGCUUUAUCAGCACAGAGAAAGCAUGCAAGAAUGCUCAGACCGAGAUUCCUCAUCCGCUGGAAGACUUUGAAGAGGUCCGGCGCGAUACAGAAACUGCUUGGCGAAAACAACUCAGUCCGAUAUCUGUACAGUCCGGUGGCGCAGAUGAAGACAUACUCAGCAGUUUCUGGAGUGGUGUGUACCGAACAAUGCUCGAUCCUCAGGAUCUGACAGGGGAGAACCCUCUCUGGGACAGUGAUGAGCCGUAUUUUGAUUCCUUUUACUGUAUCUGGGACUCUUUUCGAGCUCAACACCCAUUUCUCACAAUUAUCGACCCUAAUACGCAAUCUAAGAUGGUACGGAGCCUUCUUGAUACAUACAAGCAUGAAAAUUGGCUUCCGGAUUGCCGUAUGAGUCUCUGCAAAGGCUGGACCCAGGGUGGCUCGAAUGCCGACGUCGUCCUAACAGACGCUUUUGUGAAAAACCUAACAGGGAUCGAUUGGGACCUAGCAUACGAAGCGAUGGUUAACGAUGCCGAGAACGAGCCCCUAGAAUGGUCCUAUGAAGGCCGCGGUGGUCUACAGAGCUGGAAGCGCGUCAACUACAUCCCGUAUUUGGACUUUGACUAUCUAGGUUUUGGCACCAAUUCUCGCAGCAUAUCCCGGACGGUGGAGUACUCGUACAAUGAUUUCUGUCUGUCGACUGUGGGCAAGGCUCUUCACAAGGACGAAUAUACGAGAUACCUUGGCCGAGCUAGCAACUGGAAAAACAUCUACAAGUCCGACCAAACCUCCUCAAUCAAUGGCACCGAUACGGGAUUCGUCGGCUUCUUCCAGCCAAGGUACUUGAACGGGACAUGGGGAUAUCAAGAUCCAAUUGCCUGCAGCGCGCUUGCGUCGUGGUGCUCCCUUACAAGCAACCCCUCCGAGACAUUCGAGUCUAGUGUAUGGGAAUAUCAAUUCUACGUCCCCCACGACAUGGCCUCAUUAAUCGACCUCCUCGGCGGCCCCGACACCUUCGUCUCCCGCCUCGACUUCUUCCACACCUCCGGGCUAGCCGACGUGGGCAACGAGCCCGUCUUCCUGACCGUCUACCAAUACCACUACGCGGGGCGACCCGGGCUCUCAGCGCGCCGCGCACACAACUACAUCCCCUCACGCUUCAACGCUACACAUUCCGGACUCCCAGGAAACGACGACUCGGGCGCCAUGGGCGCCUUCGCCAUCUUCUCGAUGCUCGGCCUCUUCCCGAACCCAGGACAAAACGUGUACCUGAUCAUCGCGCCGUUCUUCGAGGCCGUUAGCAUCACCCAUCCGAUCACGAACAAGACCGCUACGAUCCGGAACGUGAACUUUGAUCCGUCUUACCAAGCGAUCUAUAUCCAGAGUGCCACGUUGAAUGGGAAAAAGUAUGAGAAGAACUGGAUCGGUCAUGAGUUCUUUACGGAGGGUAUGACACUGGAGUUGGUUCUUGGGGACACGGAGAGUGAUUGGGGGAGGGGCGAGGAUGAUCUUCCUCCUAGUUUGAGCUCGAGCUCGGGGGCGCAGGGGCAGGAUGUAUCGCAGUUUUGGGACUGA
Messenger RNA from Aspergillus affinis, 2409 nucleotides. Its product is annotated as GH92 family glycosyl hydrolase. The coding region runs from base 1 to 2409 and encodes 802 amino acids. Gene Ontology annotation, biological process: carbohydrate metabolic process; glycoprotein catabolic process; protein deglycosylation. Gene Ontology annotation, cellular component: nucleus; cytosol. The record is from RefSeq and is a predicted model, not a curated record. The transcript has 3 exons. Lineage: Eukaryota; Fungi; Ascomycota; Eurotiomycetes; Eurotiales; Aspergillaceae. Gene Ontology annotation, molecular function: peptide-N4-(N-acetyl-beta-glucosaminyl)asparagine amidase activity; carbohydrate binding.